AUGGCAGAUACAGGAUUAUCAGAAAGUAACCAAGUUUCUGAUCCUUCCGGGCGCCCAACCCCUAUGCUUCAGAAUGUAGUUUCAACUGUGAACCUGAACUGCACCCUGGAUCUUAAGGCCAUUGCCCUUCAUGCUCGCAACGCAGAAUACAACCCCAGAAGGUUUGCUGCCGUGGUAAUGAGGAUCAAGGAACCUAAAACCACUGCACUUAUAUUUUCCUCUGGAAAGAUUGUUUGCACUGGUGCCAAAACCGUGCAACAAUCCCAGUUGGCUGCCAGGAAGUAUGCUCGAAUCGUUGAAAAGCUUGGAUUUCAUGUUAAUUUCAAGGAUUUCAAGAUUCAGAAUCUGGUUGCUUCUUGUAACGUUUUGGUCCCUAUCAGUUUAACACGUCUUGCUUGUCAUCAUUAUGAGUAUGCAACAUAUGAACCAGAGUUGUUUCCAGGAUUAAUUUAUCGGAUGAGACAACCCAAAAUCACAGUAUUAAUUUUUCCAUCUGGAAAGCUUGUUAUUACUGGAGCAAAGGAGAGGGUUGAAAUAGAUACAGCUUUUGAGAAUAUAUAUCCUGUUCUCAUGUCUUUCAGGAUAGACAAGAAAGACAAGUAA
Molecule: messenger RNA, 603 nt
Organism: Theobroma umbraticum
Lineage: Eukaryota; Viridiplantae; Streptophyta; Magnoliopsida; Malvales; Malvaceae
Source: RefSeq, a predicted model, not a curated record